GAUUAAUUUAAGGUCAGUUUUUAGUUUAAUUGUUGAUUUCAGUGCACUAUAUAAAUCUGCCCACACAUAGAGCCACUUAUAACAGCCUGCUGAGCAAUGGAGACACCUGUCAAGAUGCUAGUUGUUCGAAACAACAUCCUCCUUCUCUUUUUCUCUUUAAUCGUCCCACUUGUCGUUGCUCAGAGCUCUUUUCUUCCACCCUGUGAGCCGGUUAAUGAGACUGUAGCUGUGGAAAAAGAGGGAUGUCCAAAAUGUCUGGUGUUUCAGACCACCAUCUGCAGUGGUCACUGCCUGACAAAGGAGCCUGUAUACAAGAGCCCAUUUUCCACUGUCUACCAACACGUGUGCACCUACCGGGAUGUGCGCUAUGAGACCGUCCGCUUGCCAGACUGUCCUCCGGGGGUGGACCCCCAUAUCACCUACCCGGUGGCUCUCAGCUGCGACUGCAGCCUCUGCACCAUGGACACAUCCGACUGUACGAUUGAAAGCCUGCAGCCUGAUUACUGCAUGUCUCAGAGAGAGGAUUUCCUUGUAUACUAGCCCCCUGUAACCACAAGGCUACUAUCCUUUGUUUAGUGCAUCAAAACAAAGUGUACACAACCUAACAAACUCUCACUCUAAAUCGGAUAAUUGUUGAAUAGAUGUAUAUCAAUAAAAAGUACAUACUUCUUAAAGUCA
Messenger RNA from Labeo rohita (rohu), 678 nucleotides. RefSeq names its product luteinizing hormone subunit beta (gene lhb). The record is from RefSeq and is a predicted model, not a curated record. Gene Ontology annotation, molecular function: hormone activity. Lineage: Eukaryota; Metazoa; Chordata; Actinopteri; Cypriniformes; Cyprinidae. The transcript has 3 exons. Gene Ontology annotation, cellular component: cytoplasm; extracellular region. The coding region runs from base 97 to 540 and encodes 147 amino acids. Gene Ontology annotation, biological process: ovulation; G protein-coupled receptor signaling pathway.